AUGUCCAUUCGAUUGAGUGUCCAAUCGAAAAACUGGUCAACAGACUCUUCCUACUUUUUGGGAAAGUAUGAGAGAAACGAACUUCAUAAAAGAUAUGAUCUUAUUCGCCACAAAAUCUACCACAUGUUCUUGUUUGACAUGACAGCUCCAGAAAUUCACGAGAGAUUGCAGUAUCUCCGUGCGUACUUGAUUCGAAUCUGGCGUGUCAAACAUAUGUGCACCAACUUGAAGGCAACAGAGAAAAAUCGUCAAUAUGUCCGCGACGCCUACAACGCCGUUAUGGAGGAGGAUAGAGGCGAAGCCCAAGACAUGACUACUCCACGGAAUACUACAACUCCAAAAACUUUCUAUACCCGCGUCCGUCGCUUCCUGCGCUCGGUGACCUCCGUUUUCAAAAAGAAGAUCCCUGUAAGAAAGUGA
Messenger RNA from Caenorhabditis remanei, 420 nucleotides. RefSeq lists its product as uncharacterized. The record is from RefSeq and is a predicted model, not a curated record. Lineage: Eukaryota; Metazoa; Nematoda; Chromadorea; Rhabditida; Rhabditidae. The transcript is spliced from 3 exons. The coding region runs from base 1 to 420 and encodes 139 amino acids.